Messenger RNA from Colletotrichum spaethianum, 336 nucleotides. Its product is annotated as NADH dehydrogenase [ubiquinone] 1 alpha subcomplex subunit N7BM. The record is from RefSeq and is a predicted model, not a curated record. Lineage: Eukaryota; Fungi; Ascomycota; Sordariomycetes; Glomerellales; Glomerellaceae. The transcript is spliced from 3 exons. The coding region runs from base 1 to 336 and encodes 111 amino acids. Gene Ontology annotation, biological process: response to oxidative stress; mitochondrial respiratory chain complex I assembly. Gene Ontology annotation, cellular component: membrane.
AUGUCGACCCCCGCGAGAACGUUCAACAACCUGCGCAAGAUUGGCUACAUUGGCGACACCAAGCACGGUCGUCUUGUCGGCGAGGACAAGGCCGGCAACAAGUUCUACGAGAACAACGACGAACUCCCCCUGCGCACUCGAUGGGUGGACUUUAAGAAGCACGACUACGACUCGGCGCAGGUUGAGCCUGGCUGGCACGCGUGGUUGGCCUACAUGGUCGACAAGGCCCCUACCGAGGAUGCCCUUCUUCAGACCAAGACGCGGAAGUGGGAGGUCCCGCAUGUUCUCCCUAACUUCACUGCGACACCAGGAGCUUUCAAGACAUACAGCACGUAA